GCAAGAACGAGGAAACGUCUUACAAGUGGACCACAAGCGGCUUAAAUCGACAGUUUCUAACGUUUAUACAAAACAACAACAACAACCUUGUGGACUUUUCUUUGGGUGAACAGGGGGAAAUGCUAUACAAUCCUCGGCAGUGUUCUGAGACUGUAUAGCCCAGAUCCCUUUUAGCCCGGUAGAAAGUCCGCCUGGUCAUAUGGAGCGAACGAGAUUAACAUGCUAGUAAUGUAAAUACCGCGGCUAAUCUUCUUUUCUUUUUCUUUGUCUUUUUACAUUUUUUGGACCGAAGUUCGCAUUUUACUUCGAUUAUUUUGGCGUUUCAGUUAAAUUUCCUCUCCUUUUGAAUAUUGUGACUUGAGUCGGAUUUAGACGGUCGAGGGAUUACGCCACAUCUCAAGUGGGUUUUGCGUAAGAGAAAAAACAUGACAGCCGAUAAGGAGAAGAAGAGGAGCAGCUCAGAGCGACGUAAGGAGAAGUCCCGGGAUGCGGCUCGCUGCAGGCGCAGUAAGGAGACGGAGGUUUUCUAUGAGCUGGCGCACCAGCUGCCACUGCCGCACAGUGUAAGCUCCCACCUAGACAAGGCAUCUAUCAUGAGACUGACCAUCAGCUUUCUACGCACACGCAAGCUGGUUGCCGCAGGCUGCAGCAGGAGUGACUGCAAAGAGGACAGACAGAUGGACAACAUGUACCUGAAAUCUCUGGAGGGCUUCAUCACUGUGGUAACCUCAGAUGGUGACAUCAUCUUUCUGUCAGAGAACAUCAGCAAAUUCGUGGGCCUUACACAGGUGGAGCUUAUAGGUCAUAGCAUCUUUGACUUCACCCACCCAUGUGACCAUGAGGAGAUCAAAGAGAACCUUAGCCUCAAAACAACAGGGAGUGGCUUCAGUAAGAAGGGCCGGGAACUGAGCACCGAGCGAGACUUCUUUAUGAGGAUGAAAUGCACCGUUACCAACAGAGGACGCACCGUCAACCUCAAGUCAGCAAGCUGGAAGGUGCUGCACUGCACCGGCCACCUGAAGAUGUACAACAGCUGCCCUCCACGUGUGCUGUGCAGCUUCAGGGAGCCCCCGAUCACCUGUGCGGUCCUGAUGUGUGAACCCAUCCCACACCCGUCCAGUAUCGACACACCGCUGGACAGCAAGACCUUCCUUAGCAGACACAGCAUGGACAUGAAGUUCACUUACUGCGAUGAGAGGGUGACAGAGUUGAUGGGUUACAGUCCAGAGGAUCUGCUUGGCCGCUCUGUCUACGACUUCUACCAUGCCCUUGACUCAGACAGCGUUACCAAGAGCCACCAGAACUUGUGUACCAAGGGCCAGGCAGUGAGUGGUCAAUACCGUAUGCUGGCUAAACAUGGAGGUUACGUCUGGGUAGAAACCCAGGGAACCGUCAUUUAUAACAGCCGCAACUCUCAGCCCCAAUGCAUUGUGUGCAUCAACUAUGUUCUCAGUGACAUCGAGGAGAAGUCAAUGAUUUUAUCCAUGGAGCAAACCGAGUCACUUUUCAAGCCCCGCCACAUGAGCAGCUUCUUCAGCACUAUAGUCCCGGGCGUGACAGGGGAGCCUGGCGAUGCCAUCUUCACCAAACUAAAAGAGGAGCCCGAGGACCUCACCCAGCUGGCUCCGACAGCAGGAGACACAAUCAUCUCCAUUGACUUUGGUCACCCUGGGUUUGAGGAUUCCCAGCAGCCGCCAGCAUACACCCAGUUGUCUGCCUCAUCCAUGCCCCCACCUGGGCCCCCAUCCUGGUCCGGUGACAGCCACAAAUCUGGCCCCUCGGCCCCAGCUUCAACCCCGGCUCUGGGAGACAUGGCUAACAUGGCUGGCACGUUCACCAUGCCACAGAACCCGCCACCUGGCAGUGCCACUCCGAGCCUCAGCAGCUGCUCCACGCCCAGUAGUCCUGGGGACUACUACAGCCCAGUGGAGAGUGAUCUGAAGGUGGAGCUGACGGAGAAACUGUUUGCAUUGGACACAGAGGGUACCAGUAGCCCAGCAAACACUGAGACGGACUUGAGUGACUUGGACCUGGAGACAUUGGCUCCCUAUAUCCCCAUGGAUGGAGAGGACUUCCAACUCAGCCCCAUCAUCACAGAGCCGGAGUCCCAGGAUGGGGGGCAGGCAGGAGCCAUGGGAGGUCAUGCCUUAACCCCCCAUCACCCACCAGCCCAGCACAGCUUUACCAACAUUGCCAGCCUCUUCCAGCCGCUGUCCUCCUCUGCCCAAAGCCAAGGCUCCUACGAGCCCCAGCCAACUUCACCAUGGGCCUCACAGAAGAAGAGAGACCCCAGCCAGGGGCCUGUUGACCCCAGGGCAGGGUCUUGCGUGUCAGGGCAGACACAGGUGCCUCCAUACCAGGCUCCGGCUAACAUCCCACUGUCCUCCAUGAGUGGCAGGCAGAAGCUGCAAUGGCCACCAGACCCGCUGUUAACUUAUCAAGAACAACCCCAGGCAACCAAGACCUAUCUGAUGGACACCUCAAUAGGAGGGGAGCGCCCAUCUUGUCAACAGAACAUGUCUGGACUCAUGCAGAAGCAGAGAUCCAUGGAGAACUUUGUACAGGCCUACAGAGACAUGAGUCCAGCCAGAAUUGCCAUGGCCAACAGUUUGAAACGCUCCUUCAACCAUAUUGCUGUUGGCGAAAGUAAGCCAUCGGAAAUUAUAUUUAAGAAGAUGAGGGGGAAUGGCUGUGCUGUCAUGGACCGUUCUUUUAGUGCAGGCUCACUGACAGAAACAGGGAUGGGAGGAAUGAUAUCAGGGAGCAUGUUACAACAUCUCAGCCCCAUGCACAGGAAAUCUCAGUAUCCAGGAAGUGGGAUAGGUGGUGCACCUAAGAAACCUUUCCCCCAACAAACCUGCAGUUACACAGAAUACAGCAUGCUCCCUUCCAACAAAACAGGGGGUGUAGCCAGUCGUUUGCUGGGCCCAUCGUUUGAGUCCUACUUUCUGCCGGAGUUGACCCGAUAUGACUGUGAGGUCAACGUCCCGCUGCAGGGCAACCUGCACCUCCUCCAGGGCUGUGAUCUGCUGAGAGCCCUGGACCAGGCGACCUAAACCACGCUGCCACAAUCCCAAGACUUACUCCCAGUCCUGUGCUUCAGCCCACAGUUUGAGACCUAGGUCGAUAUAUCCCCCCUUCCUCUUUGCUGGGGCCCGAGGCCAAGCCGUCUACAGAAUGGUAUUCAACACCCACCACCUGCCUUAUGUAACCUGACCUAGUCUCUGUCCUUUUUGGUGGUUGUGUGCUUAUAUCCACAGCCUUUCUCCUCCCACAUUCAAACAAGCUGAGAUAUUAGGGCCAAGCCACUUAGAUGCAUGGGAUUCGAAACACAUAACCAGCUCUAGACACACAUUCUGUCUCUGCCAUGUGCCAAACAUGUACAACCGUGCCCGAACUGUAUCCUCACCUACCAUAUCCUAACCUGAAAAAAACAAUGUACCCAGGUCGACAAAAGGCAUGGGAUGAAACUUAUGACCUGCAUCCUAGUCAACUCUUGUCCAGUACAUAAACUAUAUCUAGCCACUUGUAAAUACACCCAUCCACCCUUGCUACCAUGGCGUCUAUGCAGAACAAGGCCCAUGCAUACACUCAGCCCUAACCCAUAACUCUGUCUCUCAAGACCAAGGCUAAAGAAGUAGCCAGAGACCAUGUUAUCCACUUACUAACAGGGACGCUGUACUAAUUUAUCUGAAGUAUUUGAACCUCCAUUAGCCUCUCUCACACUUGUAGACCAAUUUAUUUAACCUCAGACAACACUCCCUGUGUUUUCCUUCAAACCUUUGUCUUUUCUACACAUAUAGACACUUGCCUCUUCUUGUCUAAGCUGAAUCAUUAUAUCAGUAGCAGCAUCGAUUCACUUUUCCAGAGUACCUUAGUGAUACGCUUUGGUAGUUUAUGAUGAGUCGCAGGCAAACCCUUUUUCCCAUUCCAGCCCCGCCUUAUUGCCUUUCACAAUAUUGUUGGUUUAACAAUGGCUCUAGGUCUGUUUCGGGCAACUUUAUCUUCAAGAUUAUACACAUAAUAUCAUUAUGUUAUUUUCAUUUGUCAGUGUUUUAUUUUCUGUUUUUGAAUAGCAAUUUUUGUGCCUUUAUCAAAUGUUCCCACAUUGUUUAUCCCUUAUCAAUCAGACAGUUUAUCAUAUCGUCACCCAAUUGUUUUUCCCCCUUUCUCAUUUCCCACUUCAUCUAUACAUUUCUUCUAUUUUGUGUCUUUCACAGACACAUGAAUUAACAAGUAUUGCAAUAAAAGUACCCCACUGUAAGUCUGAUAUAGUAAAGGUUUAUUGAUUAUUGUUUUAUUUCUGUUUCUUAGCUGUUUGGUAUUUUUUUAUCUUCAACUUCAUCUAAACAUGGUUCUUUCGCUCUCUCACUUCCUCUCUCUCUCUCUCUCAGUCGGGUAAAUAGAUUGAAUGACAAAGUCAGAGUUAGGCGAGCAGCUUGUGUGCAUACCAGGGUUAGUUUCUUAGUUGUCAACUACCGAAUAGAGCUAUAACCUGUGUGGGUAGACAGAUAAGUUUUUAUCGUGUCAGUAUUUUUAUCACUUUCGUCUGCCAAGCAUGCAAAUAAGCAUGUGAAAAGGAGUCCAUGCAAAGCAGACGGAGAUUUGUCUGUGUGACUGGACCUCGUGGACAGCGCAAGGCCAGUGGGUCAAAAGGAGCCGCAACGAUAAGAAUAUAGUAAUUACACUAAUUACUUACACACAGUGCACAUAUGAUGAAAGAGACAACAACCUUGGUUUCACUGCAGUACAAGUAGGCUGUGGCGCGACUUGGAAGUAUUCACUGGGGGUAUAGGCAUCAUCGUGUAGGAUCAGGGAGAGGCAAGUUCUCUCAUAGUUCCGGAUUGGGAGUUUCUCCCAGUACAAAUGAGUUUCGACGGAGUAGUCAUCGUGUUUCUAACUCGACAAUGCAUCACAGGUUUACAGCAUAGUUCCGAACUUUUAUCAAAAGCAAACAAAUUCAAUUGAACCCCACGCUAUAAGUUGCCUUCAGGUUGGCUUUUAAGUGAGAAAAGCUCGUACUUUCUCUCCCUCCUCUCUCGUUUUCUCUUUCUGUUUUCCACUUCCUGUUGUCUCACAUUCUCCCUCUUGUCUUGGUGUCACUAUUUGUUGAUGUCUUUGUCUUUGUGUGGUGACCACUUUUGAGUAUGAGUCAUAGAGCUUUGUACAUGCCUAGCUGGUGUAUUUAAAAGACCGACGUGCUAAGUGUCUUAGACGGUGUUUUUAGUGCUCAUGUGUCCUGGUACUUUGUCCUCUCUCCGCCUGAAGACGCAGAUGGAGCAGAUGCAGAUCUCUCUCUCUCUCUCUCUCUUAGCGCUGGUUUCUUCUUCUUCCAUGUGGUGUCUUGGUGCUUUGGCGUCUCCUUUGUUUCAGAGUUUUAUGAUAAAGUAUCUCUUGAAUCUGUCAUUAGGCCAGUAAUUUUUUUUCUCGUGCUUUAAGAAAGAAAAAAAAAAAGAUAAUGAUGGAGAAAAACACAUGUAUGAAUGAUGUAUGUCAUUUUUUUUUUAAAGUUUCACCUUUUUGACAUGUAGCAUUUUAAAUAUUGUAAACAAGGCAAAAUUUUACACUGAAUUAAUCAUUUAGUUUUUCAAAGGCAUAUAUAAAGCAACGGUGCUUCAUAGACAAUGUUUCUGAUAUUCGUUUUUAAAGUCAUCUAUUAUCAUGUCUCUUGGAUCCAGUUCCACUAACGGUGUAUUUUGAUGUUUUGUCUUUUAAUUUGCGCUGAAAUUCUCUUUAAGGUUGACUUCUAAUUAAUUCAAUGUGCCUUAUCAUUGCCUGUCUCAAUAUGGAUUCAACCCUGAAAUAUGCCCUUCAAGUUGCACAGUAAGUUCCCUUGACUCUGUAGGCGUGUUCCUGGGGGCUUAUUAUAAAUCAAAAUCCUAACUACCUACUCUAUUUUAUAUCAAAGAUUAGACUAUGUGUAGCCUUGUCCAACCCCCCCCCCCACCUAUUUUGCAAGAUCAGUGCCAGUGCUUAAGAUUGAAAUUAUAUUUAUCUGACACUUUUCUCCAAAGCUGCUCAAAUUCCCAGGGUAAUGUUUAAUUCUGGGUGGCAUGGUGGCGCAGUGGUUAGUGCGGUCGCCUCAAAACAAGAAGGUCCCAGGUCGUCCUCUGUGUGGCGUUUGCAUGUUCUCCCCGUGUCUGCGUGGGUUUCCUCCGGGUGCUCCGGUUUCCUCCCACAGUCCAAAGACAUGUAGGUCAGGUGAAUCGGCCGUACUAAAUUGCCCCUAGGGGUGUGUGUGUGUGUGUGUGUGUGUGUGUGUGUGUGUGUGUGUGUGUGUGUGUGUGUGUGUGUGUGUGUGUGUGUUGUCCCUGUGAUGGACUGGCGGCCUGUCCAGGGUGUCUCCCCGCCUGCUGCCCAAUGACUGCUGGGAUAGGCUCCAGCAUCCCGCGACCCUGAGUAAGGAUAAGCGGUUUGGAUAAUGGAUGGAUUGGUCACGGUGGCAUUGUGUGAUUUUGGGUUUUUUUUUUUCUAUUUAUACGGCGACUGCUACCUACUGCAGCAGCAAGUUGCAUGGGUAAUAAGAUACCCUGAAUCCUAAAGGACGAUAAGUAUUCAGCUGCCCAAUACGUUUGACAUCUGUUGGUCGACAGAAAUUAAACUGUGCUCAGACGAUCACUUCUGCGUUUCACCGUUGAAACCAGUGCUUUUUUUAACAUGGCAGCGGUACUGGCGGUCCAAAAUGGUCACCCCAUCAAAAGCAGACGACAGUCCACGGUGGUGUUAUAUGGGGGGUCUGUGAUGCGACCAAAUCCUGAAGGUGUGCUAAACCAACAUCAAUGAUGCGAAGCAGCUCUUUUUAUGACAAAAAUGCUGUUGUUGAAACCGUCGCACAACUGAGUGUAAAUCAGCCUUGACAGUUCUUAGCAGUGGUGUGAUGAACAUGUGAAAGUUGGUGUUAGGAAAUAUAACAAUCCCCCAGGCGGUGUGUAGUUCAAUGCUCCCCCGGUAGCCCCUCGGGACCUUCUUUGACACAAUUACUCUCAAUCAGAAUAGAAUAUCAUCAAGCGGAGCCCGUUAGUUUGAAACCAAAUCCACUUUGAACUCAGACAAGGCAGUUUGAGUUGGUGAUGACGGAGUGCUCUCGGCGGCGUCAGUUUCUGGAGGGACUUUCAGGAAAUGGAUUCUCUGUGCGUCAACAUAUCUGACAAUGUGUUGAUGAUGCUACAUGUGGGUUUUAGGGUUGGUUGAGAAAAAAAAAGGUAAUUCUGUACAGUAAAGGUUCCCCUGAGGUCACAUGCGGAGGAUGGUGUGAAACUCAUCCUGUUGACAGCAUCGACACUGCUGCUUCGCUUAAAGCCAGGGGAGGAGAUGUUGUCUGCAGGAUGGAGUACCACUGAUCCACAGUUGGCCAUGUCAUACUGUUGUGUGGCCCUUUUUUAAAUAUAUAAUGGUCGGUUAACAGCUCUGUGGCAACCACACAACAGUGAAGCUCAGAUGUGUCACCUAAUACCACAAUAGCCUCUACCUUUGUUUCCAUCAAACUAUAUGUAUAUAUAUAUAUAUAUAUAUAUAUAUAUAUAUACACACACACACACACACACAUAUAUAUAUAUAUAUAUAUAUAUAUAUAUAUAUAUAUGCAAAUUCUGGCAUUGUGAAUAGAAUGCUAAAUUUUGAAAGUUAAAAAAUGGGUAAGAAAACCUUUGUGCUGUCAUGUCAUUAAGUUUACAUGAAAAGAGGCAAUGGAAAAUGAAUUUUUGCAAAAGUGAGAAAUUCUUUCUACACCUGUUUUGAUGACUUGCUUUGCCAUUUAAAACCAUGGACUGUGUGACCUGUAGGGGACCAAUCCUGCCAGAGAUGUGGUGGAUGCUGAGGUGGUGAAGUGAGGGUGAUGCGCUUGAACGUUCUGAUUUUUGUUUUUUGCUUUUGUUUUUUUUUUUUGUUGAAAGAACUUUCCUUUAAAGGUUUGAUGGUGUGUAUCUUGACAAUGUAAAACAUGCAGUCUAACAUGAGAAGAGAUUAUCACUAUCCUGGAAUCAAAAGUUUAGUCUUAAAUUAUCAUUAAUGUAUAAUUAUAAAUUUAAUUAUAAGUAUAAUGAAAGCACAUUCAGAUGCUUUUGGUAAGAAGUCGGCUUCAUGCAUGAACUUUAGAUUGAUUUGAACUACAUAGCCACACAAAAGAUUGUCCGCCAUGACUUAACGAACAUUAAGAAUCGGUUGAAGCUGUACCCUAAGUUAAAAGGUUCUCGCUUCACGGAUGUGCGUGGCCAACAUGGUGUGAGCCAGAUACACAAGUCCUGCAGGGAGAGACAAUACAGAGACGAUUAAGAUUUGCUGAGUUUCAUGUGACAAAUAAAUUGAGGUACAUCUCGCUCAGCCUGCCUACUGAUACACAUCUCUCUCUCUCUCACAUCUCUCUCACCUCUCUAUCCCUCUCUCUCUCUCUCUCUCUCUCUCUCACACCUCUCCGUCUCCCUCUCUCUGUCUCCCUCUCUCACCUCUCCAUCUCCCUCUCUCUCUCUGUCUCUCUCCAUCUCCCCCUCUCUCAUCUCUCUCUCCAUCUCCCUCUCUGUCUCCCUCUCUCGCUUAUCUCUCUCUCCAUCUCCUUCUCUCUCUCAUCUCUCUCCAUCUCCCUCUCUCACUCUCAUCUCUCUCUCUGACUCUCUCUCACUCUCUCCAUUCUGAUAAGAUGAAAACAAACAUUCCCAGUAAUCUGGCAUCAGCCCUACGAAGUGCAUCCCCUCGUCGGCUCGUACAUAGUACUUUUUGACAGACACAAAUUACUGGCCUCCAUCUUUAAAGGAAAGGUUUCUGCUGUGAACUCCAAAGAAAGACAAGAAGAGAAACCCAACUCCUAGUUGUCGCUCUGCCAAAGCCGAUGGAAUGUGGGAUAUUUCCUUUUUAAUUAUUCCCCACAGCCAAGAAUAACUAAACACGAGGAUGUUACAAGAAAGGAUGUAUAAUUUCUAAGCAAUUAUUUAUUUAUUCAUCGUCAUCAAACAAUGAGCACAUAGCUGUGUGUGUGUGUGUGUGUGUGUGUGUGUGUGUGUGUGUGUGUGUGUGUGUGUGUGUGUGUGUGUGUGUGUGUGUGUGUGUGUGUGUGUGUGAGUAACCUGCGUUUGGUGUGGCUGGAGGUGGUCGGGCCACUGGAUCACAUAGUUCAUAUGGAAUCUACAUGUUAGUGAACUUAAUUAGUUUGGCGCUUUACUAGUAAUUUAGUUUGUUUAAUGAACUGAUGUGACGCUUCCUGUUUAAAAAAAACAACACAAAAGAUUCCAUAGUUCAUGUAAAUGAUGCCUCAGGGAUAUCAUUUACAGAAAAAUUAUACAAUUAAAUUUACUGUUAGACAUUUUUGUCAGUAUUAAUCGACAUUAACAUUGUUAUUUAUGAACUUUUAUAUGACAUGAAUUACCAGCCCCAGGUUAGUUGCUUGACAUGGGUACGGCUGAAGGGGAAUAUGUGCAGUAAAGUUAAAGCUAUAGGUAGUAAUUUGCCCAGUACAGGAAAUAGCAUUGCAGUUGGAAAUACCACGCCAUGGCAGGACUAUUUAACUUACACAGCCAAAAUACUUCUCCAUAGUCUGACGCGUCUUAUUACUUGGUUCUGUGCAACAGCUGGCAAAUGAUGUCAAGGUUGUGUUCUACUGUUGUUACCCCCGGUUUUGGAUAUAAAACCAAACAAAAAUAACAAGUACAUUUCAUGCUAAAAAAAGUAAUCGAUUCUAUCCCCAAACAUGAAUAUCUGCAGGUAAAAUUCUUGAAAUGAAUCACAAACUCAAUAAUAAACUAAAAUCUACCUUGCUUUAAUUCCAGAAAUUAUUUCUUAGGAGUAGGUGACAGGGUUUUUUAUUCUCUCCCCGUGUUUUUGUUUUUUGUUUUGUUUUGUUUUUUUGUUUUUGAAAAAAAACUUUUUUUUUAGUAUGCUUAUCUUCAUUUCUUUAAAAUGAAAUCCAAAUACCUACCUUUAGUAGGCCCCUAACUUUACACUGAUUAAUUGACAGUUUAAGUAGAAGCCCACCAAUGGGAAGACUCCCAUCUGUAUAAUAAAAAAAGACAAAAAAUUGUGCUGUAAUUUAGUUCAAAAAUUUUAUAUUUAUUCCUUACUUGAAAAACCACCGGUUUCAACCAAAGCUAGUUAGAUUGGGUUUCCAGAAGAAGCACCUUAAAACACUAUAAAAAUGUGCAGUCUAGCAUUAUUAUCAUUAUUAUUAUUGUUAUUAUUAUUAUAGUGGUAGUAGUAUUGUCUUACUGAUUUACAGUGAAAUAUGAAAUGAUCCUAAGAUGCGUGCUAAGUGCUAAGUUGUGCUUUGGGAGCCGGACAGGCCUGAAGUGAUGUUGAACUGUGGAUAGACAGACCCUCGUAGGGAAAUGCUCAUCAGCGUAGGAGAUUUGAACCAAACUGUGCUCAUGUAUGUGGAACAGGCAGGCUGGACGGAGGUUGAUCGUAACAUUAGGAGUAAUGGCAACAGAAAGCUUAUCACCAGUCCUACGGCCCUUUGAUACUGUGAAACUUGAAGGGUCCUAAAACAAAGCAACAAAUGAUUGUUGCGAGUUAAACCACCUAAAGACUAUCUCCUUUAAAGACGAUAUCAGCGUUAUCUCUGAGCUAUACAAUGAGGUUGUUUUGCUUUUCUUUUCUUUUUUGUUUUUUUGGCUUGUUUUGCCUUCUAUAGGAUCCAUAUUCUGUUUUUUUCCCCUUUUUUGAUAUCAUACAGUACAGUUAUGUUAGUUGACUGCAAUUUCUAAUAUGCUAAAAAUCCAUAUUGACAUAAUUAUUAUCAUAUUGUUAUUAUUAAUUGUUAUUGCUGUAUGGGGAAUGUAGCCCAGUAAGAAGUUUGUGUUUCUGCACUGAUAUUUUAAUAAAGUAUACUGAUCCCUUCA
Lampris incognitus (smalleye Pacific opah) is the source of this 10823-nucleotide messenger RNA. It is a transcript of the gene epas1b, whose product is annotated as endothelial PAS domain protein 1b. The coding region runs from base 426 to 3056 and encodes 876 amino acids. Gene Ontology annotation, biological process: cellular response to hypoxia; regulation of transcription by RNA polymerase II. Lineage: Eukaryota; Metazoa; Chordata; Actinopteri; Lampriformes; Lampridae. The record is from RefSeq and is a predicted model, not a curated record. Gene Ontology annotation, molecular function: DNA-binding transcription factor activity, RNA polymerase II-specific; protein dimerization activity; RNA polymerase II transcription regulatory region sequence-specific DNA binding. The transcript is spliced from 16 exons.